Messenger RNA from Aegilops tauschii subsp. strangulata, 957 nucleotides. RefSeq lists its product as uncharacterized. The record is from RefSeq and is a predicted model, not a curated record. Lineage: Eukaryota; Viridiplantae; Streptophyta; Magnoliopsida; Poales; Poaceae.
AUGCGGGAGGAAGGAUUACCGCACCGGCGUGAUCAACCGCGACGAGAUUUCACCGAAGUAUCACGGCGAGGCUCCUCGCCGGAGUUGCUUCGAGCAAGGGCUCGGGUGGAGGUGGACGAGGGUUUGAGGAACUGGGAGGAUGAAGACACGAUACAUGAGCAUAAUGAUUCGAGGAGGUACGCAUGUACUCCUUCUGUCGAAGGAGAGUCCCGCCUCCUCGCCGCCAAGGCCGCUGCCGCCCGCCGCCUCGAACGGUGCCGCCUCCUCCUUGAGCGCCGCGCCGCAAACCUCGCCUCCCGCGCCCUCGCCGCCCGCGCUGACAUCGACGCCACCCACGCGCGCCGCCUCGCCGUCGCCCGCGACAUCAGCUCGACCAACGGCGAGAUCGAGGACGCGCAGCGGAAGGCGGAGGAGUGGGAUCGCUUCUACGAGUCCAAGAGGAUGGAGAUGGAGGAGUUCCGGCCAUCGUCUCCACAGCCUCCAUCCACCACGGCCGCAUCCACUUCUCAACCCCACGACGUGGAGGCAGCCCUGCAGGAGCUGCAGAGCAGCGGGUUGCACUCGGACGACGUCGGGAUCGGGGCUGCGGAAGCCUGGAAGGCCUACCUCAUGGCUAAGAAGGCCAAGCUGGACGAGACCCUGGCUGCAGCCCGCCAGUUCAGAGCACUGCUUCGGCAGCAGCUCCAGAAAGCCUUCGCGUCACAGGUUAGGGAUCAAAAGGCAGCACAAAACUGACUAGUUAUGUGGUACAAGCAAAACGACAUUCAUUAGCUAGCUCAUCAAUCGCUUCAGAUUAAGGAUGCAAUGCAAGUGUGGCGGGCUAGUGGACAGUAACAUAGUAGUACAAAUGUAGUGUUACUUAUAGGCAGAUGUUGAGCAAAUUUUGAACUAAUGGAUGAGUUUCGUGGGACGAAGCGGGCUGCCACUUGCACUCCUCCUACUGAUGAAACGAACUUC